Messenger RNA from Triticum turgidum subsp. durum (durum wheat), 843 nucleotides. Lineage: Eukaryota; Viridiplantae; Streptophyta; Magnoliopsida; Poales; Poaceae. The record is from the annotation of a GenBank genome assembly.
AUGAGGGCGUCGAAGCGGCCGCUCGGCGUGGUGAUGGCGUGGGUGCGCCGGCAGCCGCCCAAGGUCAAGGCCUUCCUCGCCGUGGUCACCGGCAUGGCCGCGCUCGUCUUCAUCCGCUUCAUCGUCCACGACCACGACAACCUUUUCGUCGCCGCCGAGGCCGUGCACGCGCUCGGCAUCGCCGUGCUCAUCUACAAGCUCACCAAGGAGAGGACCUGCGCCGGACUAUCCCUUAAGACUCAGGAUUUAACUGCAUUGUUUCUAGCUGUUAGACUAUACUGCAGCUUUGUCAUGGAAUAUGACAUCCAUACAGUGUUGGAUACUGCUACACUUGUGGCUACACUUUUUGUUAUUUACAUGAUUCGGUUCAAACUUAGGUCAACUUAUAUGGUGGACAAGGACAACUUUGCAUUGUACUAUGUGGUGAUACCUUGUGCUGUGUUGGCACUAGUUGUUCAUCCUUCAACGUCUCACAACAUCGCAAACCGGUUUAGCUGGGCGUUCUGUGUUUACCUGGAAGCUGUCUCAGUGCUGCCGCAACUGCGUUUGAUGCAAAAUACCAAGAUUGUGGAACCGUUCACAGCUCACUAUGUGUUUGCGCUGGGGGUUGCGAGGUUUCUUAGCUGUGCCCACUGGGUUCUCCAGAUUGCUUACCACAUGCGUCACGUGGUUCUGGACACCCGUGGGCGUCUGUUGACUGCGCUGGGCUACGGGCUGUGGCCAUCCAUGGUUCUCCUGUCAGAAAUCGUGCAGACCUUCAUCCUCGCGGAUUUCUGCUACUACUAUGUGAAGAGCCUGGUCGGCGGGCAGCUGGUGCUACGGCUACCCUCCGGGGUGGUGUAG